Molecule: messenger RNA, 270 nt
Organism: Gaeumannomyces tritici R3-111a-1
Lineage: Eukaryota; Fungi; Ascomycota; Sordariomycetes; Magnaporthales; Magnaporthaceae
Exons: 2
Coding region: 1-270 (89 amino acids)
Source: RefSeq, a predicted model, not a curated record
AUGCCUCGCUGGCUGUUGUACGGCAUGCCACAAGAUCUCGUGGGCGGUCAUUCCCAGAUUCGCGCGCAUCAUCCGACCGCCUGCGAGGGCGUCGUUUCCCUGGGCGCCGGCCCUCCCUGCAGCUCGUGGCAGGGCUGGCGCUGCUGGUUCCUGGCUCGAACUCCCCACGUCGCUACCUCGGCGAGCGGCGCACGCGUGGUGGGUGGGGCCCAGACGAAGAAGGAGAAGAACAUGAAGAGAGAAACGCAGGUCACUUUUGCUGCGCUCUAG